AAUCGAAUCUGAUUACCAUAGAUAACAUCUUCUCUAAACUAAUUGCUGUGAAAAAAAUAGAACCUAAGUAGAAUUAAAUUUGGCUGAUUUUCAUCACCAGUGGCGGCAACCAAAUUGCACGCUCCCAAAUCAACCAAUGACCAAUGGCCAAGAUCAGAAAUGUGUUCAAAAAGCAUCUCAUACCGAACCUGGAGAGCAAAUGUCGACUCUGCCUCUCGGACAAGGCGAUCGUCCAGUCCAUCUUCGAAUGCGAAAGCAAGGAAACGACCGAUACCCUCGUGGAUAAAAUCUUCGAGUGUACUGCAAUUAUGCUUUCCAAGGACUUUGACUUUCCGUCUCCGAUUUGCGAGGACUGUGCGCUCAAGUUGGACGAGUUUUUGGUAUUUAGGGCGAAAUGUUUGCGAAGUAACGAAAUUUAUAGAUUCAACAAGAUGCACAAAUCAAGGCUUGUAAGUGGUGCACUGAAGUCGCAGCAGAUCAACGGCAAUAUUCCAAUGGAGGCGCAGGAUGGGAAAAAAGACCGAGAACCACCGGACGACCAUAAGCGAUUAGUAGAACCCAAGGAGGACCAAACUGACAAGGAUGUGAUAGCCACUAGCAGUAGCAGUGACGGAGCGAAUGUUACCGUGAUUAGCAACAGUGAACUGCCAGGGAUUGUUUGCAUUCCCACGAAGGAUGACGUAGGAGACGAGAACCCACUCGAAUGCAAUGGAAAUGAUCCGGAGACCAGUGAAUUGGAUGGACGGAAAUCAACGGAUUUUUCAGUUAUAGACGAUGGAGAAGUUUUAGCAACGACCAUGAGUGAACCUUUGUUGCCAGUGAAGAUUACACCCAGGCCCAAGUUUAUAACGAACGCAAUCGAAGGUAUGCGCUUUCCUUUGGAAACGGUUGAGGAAUUGGACUGCCUGGAACGUCGCAUCCGGACGUGCUCCGUUACCAAAGAGAAAUUUAUAACUUUGCUGAAGUCGCUGAAAACGCAUGAUACCUCACUGAGCGAUACAUAUCAACGUCUGUUCACGGAUGCGCUUAUGAUUCAUUACAAUUACGAUGGCAUCUCGCCCAAGUAUAACAAGCGGCCGCUCAAAAGUCUUUCCAUUUUCACCGAGUGCAUGCCGGCUGCUUGGAACGACCACCUGGACGCCAACAUGGUACGUGAAGCAAUAAUUGAGGCUGUGAAGAAAUCCCAUAAUCGCUACAAUCAAUGCAGUCAUCGUAAACGUGCAAGCUACGAAUGGUUAUAG
Messenger RNA from Ochlerotatus camptorhynchus, 1241 nucleotides. RefSeq lists its product as uncharacterized. The record is from RefSeq and is a predicted model, not a curated record. Bases 144 to 1241 code for a protein of 365 amino acids. Gene Ontology annotation, cellular component: nucleus. Gene Ontology annotation, molecular function: zinc ion binding. NCBI's taxonomy places the organism in Eukaryota, Metazoa, Arthropoda, Insecta, Diptera, Culicidae. The transcript has 8 exons.